Molecule: messenger RNA, 550 nt
Organism: Amphimedon queenslandica
Lineage: Eukaryota; Metazoa; Porifera; Demospongiae; Haplosclerida; Niphatidae
Exons: 5
Coding region: 16-525 (169 amino acids)
Biological process (GO): signal transduction
Molecular function (GO): protein binding
Source: RefSeq, a predicted model, not a curated record
CAGCCCCGCCUUAAAAUGGACUCUGUUGUUUUGGAAAUUUUUCUAAGCUCGACCUUAAAGAUUGAAAAUCUUAAUGGAUUGAUAGCACUACUUGAGAGGCAUAAGUACAACAAGGCAUCAUAUUAUCAACUUGGUCUACAUCUUCAACUACACGAUAACACAUUGAAGAGCAUUGAAAAAGAACACAAAGGACAGGUUGAUCGUUGCUUUACUGAGUGUUUGUCUCACUGGUUGCGUAAAGUUGAUGGUGUGGCGAAUCCAACAAUAGAUACACUGAUAGAUGCUCUUAGAGGAAUAGGAGAGAAUGCUGUAGCUGAUGGUAUUAAUGAACAAAGAAUUCAUAGUUUGCCUAGUAAUGAAAUCAUAAAUCAAGUCAGACUAACAGCUACACCUACAUCGGAAGUCAAUGAAAAUCGUCCAGACCAGCCCAUAAUUCAAGCCGGCCGUUGUUUUAUUUUUGGGGCGAGCAUGAGCGAGAUCCACUCUAAUCUGUCUAGGUCUAUUUGCUUUACGUCUUGUUUGUGAACAGAAAUAUAUGAAAACUAAAUUA